Messenger RNA from Osmia lignaria (orchard mason bee), 922 nucleotides. RefSeq lists its product as uncharacterized. Lineage: Eukaryota; Metazoa; Arthropoda; Insecta; Hymenoptera; Megachilidae. The record is from RefSeq and is a predicted model, not a curated record.
AAAACUCAAGAGGAAACAGUUGAAACUACCGAACGAUCACGAUGAAGCUACUUUCGUCAUUUGGAGUGUGUCUAGCCACGUUUUACUAUGUCAUUGUAAUUUCAAUGGUCAAUUGCAACGGGCAAGCGAGUCAGAAUGGAAAUUCUAAGCAACCACAGAAUGCGAGUGUAAUUCAAUCGCGAUACGAAGCUGAGGACGAAAGUUAUGUCGAAGAAAUCGGCAAACUCGUACAGCUUCUUCAAGAAAACUUCGGCCAGCUGACGAGGGAGAAUCAGCAAGUUUCCAGGCGCAACGGAACCCUCGACGUCUCGGAUGACGAUUCCAAGAAGGAACAACUUCCGUCCACUUUCAACCUGCACCCUCGAGUUACCGAUUUAAAACAGGGUGACUCGGAUAAAUUGAAUCAACGAUCAGCGUUCGAAUCGAAGGAAGACGAUACACCGGAGGGUUCUAGGUCAACCAGCCAAUCAGAUCAAGAAUCUACCCUUCAAGAACGAAUCGUUAAUCCAUUCGAUAUAUUUACAAAUGUAUUCUUGGACAAUGUCGAUAUGGGUAAACAUCCGCAGCCUAUUAGGAAUAUCAUGGACUUCAUUAUGGAUAUGGUGAAAUCUAAACUGAACAGGGAUAAGGAGGACCAGCAAUCGAAAAAGCGAUUCCCUAGAAAGUUAUUCGAGCGUACCAAAAACGUGCUGAGCGAGGUGAAAGAAACAGCCGAAACCCUGUCACCAGUUGGUAUUCACAGAACGUUGAAGCUGGGUCCGUGGACCGUGAGCUUUGACAUGGGGAAACCGUGAACUGUUAUCGAGUUUCGGACAGUUUAGCAGAGUGUGAGAUAUCUUCGAUGUAUUAUAGUUUCCCUUUUGCUUUUCUCAGUAUAUUUUGUCGUUGUAAAAUAAACGGAACAAUGCAUCAAUUACCAAAA